Xiphias gladius (swordfish) is the source of this 7409-nucleotide messenger RNA. It is a transcript of the gene nek6, whose product is annotated as NIMA-related kinase 6. Gene Ontology annotation, molecular function: protein kinase activity; ATP binding. Gene Ontology annotation, biological process: protein phosphorylation. Lineage: Eukaryota; Metazoa; Chordata; Actinopteri; Istiophoriformes; Xiphiidae. The coding region runs from base 90 to 1019 and encodes 309 amino acids. The transcript is spliced from 10 exons. The record is from RefSeq and is a predicted model, not a curated record.
CACGGACCAAUGUAAGUCGUUUUAACUGUUCAAAGCUUUCAAAUAAGCAGGACAUUAUUGACUCCUCUUCAGUAGUGGGUGAUGUUACCAUGGAGGCACAAAACAACAACCAGCCCAAUUUAGACAACCACAACAAUCUAUACAAGAUACCUGGUCACGAGGAUCAGAAAACCAUGCCAAGUUGUAAGUACUGCUGUACUCUGGCAAACUUUCGCAUUGAGAAAAAGAUUGGUCGGGGCCAGUUCAGUGAGGUCUAUAAAGCCACGUACCUGCUGGAGGGACAGCUGGUUGCACUCAAGAAAGUCCAGAUCUUUGAGAUGAUGGAUGCCAAGGCUCGUCAGGACUGCAUCAAAGAGAUAGAUCUACUGAAGCAGCUGAAUCACCCUAAUGUAAUAAAAUACCUAGACUCCUUUAUUGAAGACAAUGAGCUCAACAUUGUACUGGAGUUGGCGGAUGCUGGAGAUCUGUCCCAGAUGAUAAAGUACUUCAAGAAGAAGAGGCGACUCAUCCCUGAGAGGACUAUAUGGAAAUAUUUUGUGCAGCUCUGCAGUGCUGUGGAGCACAUGCAUUCACGAAGAGUUAUGCACCGUGAUAUUAAACCAGCCAACGUGUUCAUAACAGCCACAGGGGAGGUAAAGCUGGGUGACCUGGGGUUGGGCCGCUUCUUCAGCUCUAAAACCACUGCAGCACAUUCCUUAGUGGGGACACCUUACUACAUGUCACCAGAGAGAAUCCAUGAGAAUGGAUACAAUUUUAAGUCAGAUAUCUGGUCCCUGGGAUGUCUUCUGUAUGAGAUGGCAGCGCUGCAGAGUCCAUUUUAUGGGGACGAGAUGAACCUCCUCUCCCUCUGCCAGAAGAUUGAGCAGUGUGAUUACCCUCCCCUCCCACCUGACCAUUACUCUGAGAAGCUGCGGGACCUGGUAAGCAUGUGCAUCAACCCGGACCCAGACCAGCGGCCAGACAUUGUCUUUGUGCUGCAGAUCGCCAAACAAAUGAACAUUUGGACUUCCAGCACCUGAGCACUGCUUCUGCUCCAAGCCUCCUCUCUGCUCAGUCUGUGGACCUCAAACCACUAGAUGUAAGCUCUGCCUGGUCUCGCACCCUCAUCCCCCAUCUCGACAGGAGAAAACCAGGAAAAGAGCGCAAGUGGACUGUGAUGUUUUGACGUCCAAACACCCACUUAUUUUCUGUCAAUGAGGAUGUCAAGAGAUGUACUAGUGGUGUAACACUCGUGGAAAGGUUAUGAAACCACACUUGUUCAUUUGAGAGGUGACUGCAUUUAUGCCCUUUUCUUUAGCUAAGGAUAGAAAGCUGUGUCUCACUAUGAUCACAGAUUUAUCUAAGCUUUUUUUUUUUGUAUAACUCCACAGGGGUUGCAUUCCAAGUUCAUGCCCUGUGUUUCAGGUAAAGUAUGCAGUAGAGCUGGGCAAUUUGAAUAUUUAUCAUCUAUCAUUGUAAUCAUAUCAUAAGUUGUUUUUUAUCAUUAAUUUGAGUACAUAAUUUAGUGGUGUUAAGGGAUAAUCAGUAAAUACUUAUUAGCAAUUACGAAGUAGACUUCUCUCUUGAGAAUGAUUUCUGAAGAAUACAGCUUUGCCUAAAUGCUUGCAGUCAGUCUAGCACGAUGAAGAUGAGCUAGACAGCUAGACGUGUGAUACAUACUGUAUAUUUAUCUGUAGCUAAGGUCUUCUGUAUGGAAGACAGAGUGACUGUGGUGGUUUAACUUUCCUAGGCCCAGUAUCUCAAGAUAAUCAUUUAAUUAUUUCAUUUAUAUCUCAUUAUUUUAAGGUUGUAGAGGUCAAGGCCCAUUUUCUCUAAAAAAUGUAUUAAUUUGACAACAUAAUCUUGACUCGAGGCCUACUUGCUAGGAUUUUCCAGGGGUUACAACCACAUUUCACAAUCUUCAUAAAUAGAUUUUUCUAAGUUUUCAACUAAAACUCUGGACAUUUUAGUCUGGUCUUAGUCAAAGAAAACCAUAAACAUUUUGGAAUAGUUUUAGCCUACGGAAACACUUGACAUUUUAGUCUUAAGAAGUCUGUAGAAGAUUAGUUGAUAAAAAUGUUUUAGUCAAGACCAAGGAUAAGCAUUUCAGUCAGACUUCAGUGAAUUGCUUUCAAAUAUUAUUCCGUCAAACUGAUUUUAGGGUAAAAGAAAAUUAAAAUGAAAAUAAACCAUAAAAUGACUGUACGGCUGUAUAAUUCGGAAUGCAGCUUUGCAGAGAGGGUGUCUGGUCCAAUGUUAUUUAUUUAUGCAGUGCAUCCAGACACUAAAGAGUGAAGUGAAGUCUAAAGAUACAACAUUAGCAAAUCCAAUGCCAUCCAGUGCUUGCAAUACAAGUCAGUCAUUGGUAUCAUCUUGGCUUGCUAAUUGAUUACAUAAACCCUGAGUAUCUAGAAAAAAAAGAGAACCUAAACAAUAGAAAAGAACCCUCAACAGCCCUGCAAUAAAUCCUACACUUGCAGUUUUGUCAGGACUGCACUACAAAGGUGUUGAUUUCCUUUCUGUAAUUUUGUAGACCUUAGUGGUAGUGUUGUACUAGAUUUUGUUAAACUCGUACAGUAAGUGUUUAUAACUGGUUGUAUACUACCUUUUAAAUAAAUAAAUGGUAAAGGAAAUAUUUAGAACUUAUUUGCACACAACACAAGCUAAGUACUAGACCGAUGGCUACUGCCCAACAUAUUUUAUUCAAGCCCAAAACCAUCUUCUUUUAAUAACCAGUAGAUGUUGCAAAUAGACUACAAUUAGCUGACAUCAACAAGACAUGACUAUCAAAUGCUUGGCAAUUAAGUUGUGCUCACUUUAGCAUAGAUAGCAUGUUUAAUACUUCAAAAUAAACACACUUGUCUUAAGCAAAAGGUUAUCCAGCUUAGCCAGCUGGGCUACUGACUUUUUAGUGAGGCUAAACCCCAGUUUGCAGGCAAUGUAGCAAGUCCUGUUGUUUUCAGAUGCUUAUAUAACAUAACAAAACAUAACAUCACUGCCUUUGGUAGUUGGCUUAAUAUGGCUUUAAAAGUAACUUAACGUUAUAUAACAUCUUUGUGGUGUGGCUCUUCAGGCUUUUGGAAGCGACAGGGUUUCUCAUCUGACAAUAUAGUUGCAAUUUGUAGAAGCCCCUUAAACGCAUCACAUCCAGACUAUCGGUAGACUCUACAAUUGACCCUUCCCUAAGCCCCGCCCCUCAGAUGCUGACUGGCCAAUCAUAGGGCAGCGUUGACCAGCUCCGACCAGGGUCUGACAACUAUCUGGAAGUGAUCCAUAGACUCUCAUGCAAACGUUUCGGAUUUUCGUCAUUUUCAGGCUGGUUUUGUGGAUUUCCAACUAGUCAUGGUUAAACGAUGUGCCUGGGGCACAUGUAACAGAAGUAAGUCCGAGCAGAUGGGCAGAAAAACCCCUCGGACUUUACAUUAGCAUAGUACAGCAAUCGUUAGCUAGCACCUCAAUGCUACGCCAGGUAUCCUGAAUGUAUACACAUGCUUUUUGCUUUUUAAUAAUUUUAAAAGUGAACCUAACCUGCUUUACAGGAACAGUAAUUUCAAAGUCUUCAAUCAUUAUUGCCAGGUGAUGUGGGGGUUUACUUUUACAUUGUGAUCUGUAGGCUUUAGCUUCAGGUGUUAUCUUUUAAAUGUGUUUUUGCUGCUGAGUCAGUUUGACAUCCUGCAUACAUUCCUGAAACGCAUACUGUAGACACUUCAGUCAGCUUCUCUCUCAAAUAGUUUUUUUCUUCUUCCAAAAAUUGGAUAAUAUUUCCUCGGAUAGUGCAUUUAGUGACAGUGUGGGCCCCAUGCUUGUUCUGACAGUUUGACGGACUAGCAGCGGCAACAAAGGGGUGGGGCUUAAUGAAGGGUCAAUUUACCGAUGUUCCUUUAACGUAUCACAUGCAGGCCAUCGGUAGACGUUACAAUUUACCGAUGGUCCUUAAACGCCUCAAAUACAGGCUAGCGGUAGAAGCACUGGGAAGCCUGUGAUCCCCUCUCAGCGACUGAAGCGCACACAACUCAAUUGUGUGACCAAAAAUUUGUUAAUUUGAAAAGAGCGAAAUAAGGUGUUCGGUUGAAACAGUGAUUUUUAUCUAUCUGGGCGGGCCGCCCAAGUGGAACCUGUGUUAUGGGAAACGCUGCUAUCUCUGAGACUGCUCCUUCAGAUGUUUCAACAGCAACAAGAGACUGAUUAAAAUACAGUACAAUUACAAUUAUCUUCGGCAGUGUGGACUGGCGCUCUGUCUCCUUCCAUGUUGCAGGAGAACUUGUGAACGAGUGGGGCCGGGUUUGCGCGCAGACAUAGAGGGAGAGUGUGAGAUGGGAAAGAUGCGAAUACUGGCAAUAUAUUAAUACAUCUUAAAAAGUCGAUAUACUGCCCAGCCCUAUUGACUUUUCUCAUGUGUUCACGUAAGCUGCCCCAGUGCCCUAGUUCCUGUUAAGACUGCAGAGAGUGGAGGUAUAUCACAGUUCACUGGGACACAGCUACAGUAGUUAAUCCCGUCCUUCAUGCAGACACAAAUACAUGGCUCAGGUGCUUUGGUGAUUUAAUUUUGUUUUCACAUAAAAAUGAUCUCAGUCACAAUCAGAUGACAGUUAAAAAACAAUCUAUCUGGGAGGGAGUACUGGAGUUAUCGAGAUGCAUAAUAUAUGAAUGUUUUUGUCUGAUACAUGUUUUUAGAGAAGGAUUUGUAAAGGUUAAUGUUAAUAGAACAUAAAAUAUUUAAUAUUUGUGUUGACAAUGCAAAAUAUGCAAAAGUAUUAAUAUUAAAGAUUGUUGAUUAUUACCUGAUAACCUGACAGGUUCUGCCAUAAUAUUCUAGUGUUUGGACAUGAAUAAUAAUAAUAAUAUUCAAACUGAAUUCAACAUGUCAUAAACUUUCACUUGUUCAUGUCUGUUACUUAUUGUUGGUCCUAAAACCAUCUUACAGGCAAAUGGGAAAUGACUGAAUUGGUAUUAGGAAUUAUGUUGGCAAAUUUCGGCGCUUGCUUACGUGUGGGUAUUAGGAUAGACCCUUUGGCUGUAUGCUGUUUGGUGCUGAGCAGGUGGCGCACAGAGCGUUUAUCAAAGCUUUCUCACCAAAAACAGCUGCCUGCUGAUUCUGGAAAUGAGGAUUUUGAGACAAAAGAGGAUUGAGAAAAGACAAUUGGAAAACCAAACACUCUCCAUUCAGCAGCACAGUUUGGCUAUUUAAUCUAACUGUCUCUAUACACACCAAACAGAAAGAUCCUCUAAAAAAAAACAUUGAAAAAAGUUCAUUUCAAUUUAAAGUGGCAAUCUCGAAGAUUUUCAUUUAAAUAAAUGUCUGUUAAUUCACUAUCUGUCACCGAAUGUGUUAACACAGUGCGGACUGAGCCUAUCGCCCACUGAUGAAAGUACUGCAGUAUUUUUAUAUUUGCGAAAAAUUUGGAAAAUAUGCCGUAUUAAGUGCUAAUGUAAACUGACAUUUCCUACUGCUGCAGCUUCACUUUAAAAGCAUUUACGUUGUGAAACAUGAGAUGACACUUACUAUGAAGUAGUCACAAGAAAUGCAAUGUGUUCAUCAAAAAAGGAUCUACAAAACAAGACAACAUUUUCGGCAUUUUUUGAGCCCCCAGAAUUCUGUGACCUGUAAGUAUUGAACCACAUCUGCUGUUACCACCAGUAACUAAAGGUGUCACCAAAUCAACCAGGACUGAAAUUGUUGAGAUGGCAUUUUAAACAUUAAAAUUCAACAUAAAAGCUGAAUGUACAUUCGUUGCUGUCUUUCAUCAAAAAAAGAUUGUCUUGAGUCAUUUGUCAUUUAUCUGCUUUUCUGCUCAGUGCUUAAAGAUCUGCAGUUUCUGUGAUAGUUACAACAAUGACAAUAUACAAAAGUGGCUACGGUUUAUCCACAAGCCAUUUUGCCAUUGAAUGCUCCUUUUUUGUCACGUUGUUGCCAUCCGCUGGACUGGACCGUCACAGUAGUGGAGCUAAUGGUGGCUAAUUUUGUGGUAAUGGAUAGGUGUGUCCUACCAGGCUACCAUACUAUGACUAUAUAUAUGCAGAAUGAAGUUGAAUAAAGUUGGAGCUCAAAGUACCAUGACAUGCCCCCUCUUACUGAUAAGACAAAUAUUAGAUAUAAUUAAAUACGAUAAGAUACAGUUACUGACAGCAGAGAAAUAUAAACAGGGACAGCCUCCCUUCCAUCAUGGUUGGGACUACUCAACCUGUGAAAACAGUUGAAUAAUGUCUGCUGUGGCUGUGGCUGUGGAGGAGCUUUGUCAAGUCUGAGAAUAAAUAAUCUUGAUGAUGUAUCUGUGAUGUCAGCACAGUUAACGCAGUGUUUUUAUGAGACGGGGUGUCUUAAUGACAUACUGUAGUUGCAUCAUUGGAAAUUUAGGAUUCAGUGUUUCUGGAGCUUGACCCUUACUGUAGGAAAUCAGGGUAUCUCAGCCUCUGCUGCUUCAGUUCUGACCAGUCCUUUUUUUUAAUCUGUAAAGUCCCCCAGCAUUGUUGAAAUGCAUUACUUAAUUGCUGAAGUAAUCCUUUAAAUCACGAUUGCAGUGUUACCUCUGUUUAACAUGACAAUGAAAUUGGGAUCUUCAGAUAACAGGCCUAAAAAAAAAAAUCAUCAUCUACCACAACCGUUCUUGGCUUCCAGUUGUCUAUAUAUUUGAAAAGGACUGGACUUUUCUUUUUUCUCCUUGCCCUCUCUGUUGUUUGAACUAAUUGUCCUUGCUCCUGGUUUGUCGACCUCUGAUUUAAUCCUCAUUGUUUAAUUUGCUAUAUUUUGAAUUUGUGAUGAUUUUUAUGUUGCCUAAAUCCUUAUAUUGUGCAUAUCAUUUACAGUGUUGAUAGUGGAAUUAAGAAGUAAAAAUAACCAUCUUUUCUUUCAUAAAAAGAUUUAGGGUGUAAAUCAUCAUCAUUACCCUGUGGAACUGAAGAAAUAGCACAGCAUUUGUUCAUUACAAAUCUAAAGACACACAAUAGGAGUUGUACUAGAAUAAAAGUUUGUACCAUGGUGGUGGGUUUUGUUUAGUUUUCCAAACAUGUUGCAUAUGAUAACAGUUUAAUGCCAUGUACAGUACCAGAAUGUGGGUUAUUAGCUUGUUCCACGUGUUUAUAUGUGCAAAUAUUGACCAUCAUUACUGUGAAAAUGUAAACACCAUAGAAAUGAGAUGCUGUGAAAGUCAUUUUGAUAGAUCUAAACCAGUUUAAAAAUGUUCUUAUGUAAGGAACAUAUCUAAUGCACGGUGCUUUUCCAAACACAAUAAUUGACAUUAUUUUCAUUCAUUUGUUAAUGACAACUGGUAUUCUCUAAUUAAAUAAAUGUGUUACAUACACAGAAAAGAGUGAAGUGUAGUUUUCAUCAUGUUUAGACAAUUUAUAUUGCAUAUCUUCAUCUUCCAUCUAUUGUACUAACUGAAUUGUGACUUUUCACUCCAAAGUGUUGUGCCGUUAUGUUUUUAUCAGCU